Molecule: messenger RNA, 3202 nt
Organism: Solea solea (common sole)
Lineage: Eukaryota; Metazoa; Chordata; Actinopteri; Pleuronectiformes; Soleidae
Gene: hspa12b
Product: heat shock protein 12B
Exons: 15
Coding region: 495-2558 (687 amino acids)
Source: RefSeq, a predicted model, not a curated record
GCUGAGCUUGGCUGCAGCGAGACACAGCUACAAACCAAACUCUACUCGGAAAAACACAAGGAGGCGAAGAGUGAACACAACCUACAGCUCGUCUUUCUUUCCAUUGCAACCUCCUUUUAUUUUUAAAGUUCAACUGUGGGAAAUUUGCCUGUAACUCAGCUGAGAAUUAGUUCAUGUUCAACAACAGACCUCUACAAAGCAUCCUCUUGUAUCCCAGUUACACUUUCUUCCUCUUUCUUUUAAUCUCUUCCCUGGAGGCAGAUUGGAUUGGAGUUUGGGAAUAUAAUUGAAGAGGUAAAAAAAAAGAAGGACAAGAGCAUAGAGCUGCAACCGAUUACAAAGAGGGGGAGUCUGAGCUGUUUGUUCUGCUGAUGCCCAGCAAGACUCCAGUCGUGUGUGUCUGAGAGAAGCAGACAAUCAAAACAAGACACGAAAAAGGGGGUGUCACCCCUCAACUGCAUGUCAGGUUUAAAGAGACCCUGGCUCCUGUAAAGAUGGCUGACGUGGUGCAGCCAGACCCAAACAGCCUGCAGAUCCCGGGUGACGAUCUAUCGGCGCCUUCAUCGCCGGCCACAGCUAGAAAUGACUGCAGCAUCACACCAGUCACACCGUCACCCUCGCCUAGGGUGGAGGUCCGACCGAGGAUGGCCUGUCCGUUCUCCGUCGUCGUGGCGAUAGAUUUCGGGACGACCUCCAGUGGCUACGCGUUCAGCUUCUCCCAGGACUCAGAAGCCAUUCACAUGAUGAAGCGCUGGGAGGGCGGCGACCCCGGAGUGGCCAAUCAGAAGAGCCCAACGUGCCUGCUGCUCACUCCUGAUUUACGGUUCCAUAGUUUUGGGUUUGCAGCCCGAGACUUCUACCAUGACCUGGACCCAGAGGAGGCCCGGCACUGGCUCUACUUUGAUAAAUUUAAAAUGAAGAUUCACAGCACAAGUGACCUCACCAUGGAGACAGAGCUGGAGGCGGUAAACGGUCGGAAGGUCAGGGCCAUCGAGGUGUUUGCUCACGCUCUGCGCUUCUUCAGGGAGCACGCUCUAAAGGAGGUGAAGGACCAGUCUUCAUCAGUGCUGGAAGGAGAGCAGAUCAGAUGGGUCAUCACUGUCCCCGCUGUGUGGAGACAACCUGCCAAACAGUUCAUGAGAGAGGCUGCAUACCUGGGCGGCCUGGUGUCCCCCGAGUGUCCAGAGCAGCUCCUCAUUGCUCUAGAACCAGAGGCUGCAUCCAUUUACUGCCGCAAGCUCCGCCUCCACCAGGUGCUUGACCUCAGCUUGCAGCCGAUGACAAAUGGCCUCAACCUGGACGGGCCUCGGCCCUUUGACUCCAGCUUCAGACAGGCGAGGGAGCAGCUGAGGCGAUCCAGACACAGCAGGACCUUCCUGGUGGAGAGUGGAACCGGAGAGCUGUGGUCAGAGCUGCAGACUGGUGACAGGUACAUUGUUGCAGACUGCGGAGGAGGAACAGUUGACCUGACUGUCCAUCAGAUCGAGCAGCCGCAGGGAACACUCAAAGAGCUCUACAAGGCUUCAGGUGGUCCUUACGGGGCCGUUGGUGUGGACUUGGCCUUUGAGGCCAUGCUCUGCCAGAUCUUUGGCGAGGACUUCAUCCAGAGCUUCAAGGCCAAGCGUCCGGCCGCCUGGGUGGACCUCACUAUCGCAUUUGAGGCGAGGAAGCGGACGGCAGCACCAGGCAGAGCCAACGCCCUCAACAUCUCCCUGCCCUUCUCUUUCAUUGAUUACUACAAAAGGCACAGAGGGCAGAGUGUGGAGGCCGCGCUGAGGAGAAGCAAUAUGAACAUAGUGAAAUGGUCGUCCCAGGGAAUGCUGCGUCUCACACAGGAAGCCAUGAAUGAGCUCUUCCAGCCCACCGUUUUCAACAUUGUCAAACACAUCGAGGAGCUGAUGGCAAAGCCGGAGGUGCGAGGUGUGCGUUUCCUCUUCCUGGUUGGAGGUUUCGCAGAGUCGCCCAUGCUGCAGAAAGCAGUCCAGAAGGCAUUAGGACGGACAUGUCGCAUCAUCAUCCCCCACGACGUUGGGCUGACCAUACUGAAGGGCGCAGUGCUCUUCGGGCUUGAUCCCACUGUGGUUCGAGUGCGUCGCUGCCCCUUGAGCUACGGCGUUGGUGUGUUGAACCGCUUUGUGGAGGGGCGCCACCCUAGGGAUAAACUCCUGGUCAAAGAUGGACGUGAAUGGUGCACGGACAUCCUCGACCGCUUUGUAUCUGUCGACCAGUCGGUGGCUCUCGGCGAGGUCGUGAGGCGCAGUUACACGCCUGCUCGUGUCGGCCAGCGCAAGAUCAUCAUCAACAUCUACUGCAGCGCGACAGACGACGUCACGUACAUCUCUGACCCCGGUGUCAGGAAAUGUGGGACGAUAAACUUAGACCUACCAGAGCCAUUGCCGCAACCACCAGGAGCAGUGGGAGGAGCCGGGGGAGGAGUCCCGGAGAGAAGGGAGAUCAGAGCGACCAUGCAGUUUGGAGACACAGAGAUCAAAGUCACAGCCGUUGACAUCAUGUCUAACCGCUCUGUUCGGGCUUCCAUAGACUUCCUGUCUAACUGAGGAGGAGCAGGAAGUGGGGGCGAGGAAAUAACUGAUUCCAAAGAUAGAAGAAAAAAGCGGUACUGUGGGAGUGGAAAAGGCCUGGACCUUUUAAUUGGAUGUGAAUAUUCACACCUUAUGAUUCAAGACAUUCAGACUUCUCAUUCAUUCAUUAGAGCAGGGAAGUGAUGAUGAGGGGGGGAAAGUCCAUCAAAGAACAAAUACAUAUGUUACUAAUGAACUGAUUCAUACAAGUGUAAAGUCACAUAACAGCUGGUUGUAAAUCACUGUUGUGAAUUGUGAGGAAGAGGAAUCAAAGAAUCCUACCUGAGGAACAUCUGGAGAAACUUUACCAACACAGCAUACUACCUGGAGUGAGACUCACUUAUGUAUAUUCAAAGUCUAUUAUCUUUUCUCUCAUACAAUUAACAUUACCUCAUUUAAAUCCUACUUAAGCGUUCAUAACAUUGAUGAUACUACCUGGACUGUUGCUUUGAUUGCGUACCACCUAGUGGCACAAAGACUGAACCACGAGUCACACGGUAGGAAGGACUGACACUGCAUAAUUUGAAUGUGCCGUACAGUCUUUAAAAAAAUGUAAAUGUCAAAUAUGUCUCUUCAGUAUUAAAAAGAAAUGCAGUCUGUAAUUAGGCUGUGAAGCGGAA